CACCAAAAUACAAGAAGAAAAGAAAAACCCGGAAAACGCACUACUACGCGCGCGCCCAAAAAAACCCGGCAUUCAGUGUGUCCAUUCAUUCAGUCAUUCAAACGGCGGCCACCGGUCCACCUGUCUGACCUGCCAAAACCCCGCUCCGACUCUCAGAGACGCGACAGAAACAACAGGAUGUGGAACGAGAAGAAACAGAGUCCUCCUCCUGUCGACCGAGGUCAGGUUGGCUUCAUCAUCUUCAUGCUGGGUCUGGGAACUCUGCUGCCCUGGAACUUCUUCAUCACGGCUUCUCAGUAUUUUAACGAGCGUCUGGCUGCUCCCAACACCACCGCUAACAGCACAUCAGGCGCCACGACUAAAAGCUACAACUACGACAGCUGGAUGGCCUUGCUUUCCCAGCUGCCCCUGCUGCUCUUCACCCUGCUCAACUCCUUCCUGUAUCAGUGGGUGAAGGAGAGGAUCCGCGUGGCCUUCAGCCUCGUCGCCAUCUUGCUCCUCUUCUCCCUCACCGCCGCUCUGGUCUCCAUCGACAUGCAGCCGGACACCUUCUUCUCCGUCACCAUGGCAACCAUCUGGUUCAUCAACAUGUUCGGUGCGGUGCUGCAGGGCAGUCUGUUCGGGGUGGUCGGUCUGUUUCCUCCUCGGUACAGCACUCUGUUCAUGAGCGGUCAGGGUCUGGCCGGGAUCUUCGCCGCCGUCGCCAUGCUGCUCUCCAUCUUAAGUAACGCAGAUAAAAGCUCGGCGGCGUUGGGAUACUUCAUCACUCCGUGUGUGGCCACUCUGGGGACUCUGCUGUGUUACCUGCUGCUGCCUCACCUGGACUUUGCUCGUUUUUACCUGAACAGGAGUCAGUCUGAUAACGUGGAGACGGCGCAGGAACUCCUCAGCAGCACCGACAAGAAAAACCUCGAAGCCAAGGGGAAGUCAGAGGAGAUUCAGGAGCGCUCCUCUGUCCUGGCCGUCUUCAAACAGAUCUGGCUGAUGGCUAUGUGUGUGACCUGUGUGUUUGCCGUCACCCUGUCGGUGUUUCCUGUCAUCACGGUGCGAGUUCAGACCGUCUACAAGGACAGCGCCGCCUGGACCAAAGUGUUCACCUGUGUUUGCUGCUUCAUCGUGUUUAACGCCAUGGACCUGGUCGGCCGCGGCACCCCGUCACUCGUCCAGUGGCCGUCGAAGGACAGCGUCCUGUUUCCCGCCGCCGUGUUUUCUCGUCUGGUCUUCAUCCCCCUGCUCAUGACCUGCAACAUCGAGAACUCCAGAAUCAUCCUCUUCAGUCACGACUGUGCCUUCAUCACCAUCAUGGCCCUGUUCUCCUUCUCCAACGGAUACUUAGCCAGUCUCUGCAUGGCCUACGCUCCACAGUUCGUGCGGUCUAAGGACUGUGAGACCGCCGGCACUCUGAUGACCUUCUUCCUGGUUCUGGGUCUGGCUCUGGGAGCGUCCUUCUCCUUCCUGUUGGGAAAACUGGUUUAGGAAACUUUACUGAUCCUAGUUGGGGAAUUCGGUCAAUGCCAAACUAGAGGAAGCACCAGUCAGAAGAACAGUCAGUCAUGUUUGUGUAUAAAUAUCAAUGAAAAUCAA
Molecule: messenger RNA, 1584 nt
Organism: Lates calcarifer (barramundi perch)
Lineage: Eukaryota; Metazoa; Chordata; Actinopteri; Centropomidae
Product: equilibrative nucleoside transporter 2
Exons: 13
Coding region: 178-1476 (432 amino acids)
Biological process (GO): nucleoside transmembrane transport; adenine transport; uridine transmembrane transport
Cellular component (GO): basolateral plasma membrane; plasma membrane
Molecular function (GO): nucleoside transmembrane transporter activity
Source: RefSeq, a predicted model, not a curated record